Rhizophagus irregularis DAOM 181602=DAOM 197198 is the source of this 2909-nucleotide messenger RNA. RefSeq lists its product as uncharacterized. The record is from RefSeq and is a predicted model, not a curated record. Gene Ontology annotation, molecular function: protein binding. Gene Ontology annotation, cellular component: centrosome. NCBI's taxonomy places the organism in Eukaryota, Fungi, Glomeromycota, Glomeromycetes, Glomerales, Glomeraceae.
UCUAACAAUAUUACAAUAAAAAUGGUAAAUACUUCCGAUAUAUUUAUCGCUGGAGUAAAGUCAGGUCAAAUUUGGGAAAAGACUGAGAAAAAGAAAAAACAAACUCAAAAGGAUAAUGAUUAUGAAAUCGAAGUAUUAAUUGAAGAAAAACCCGAAGGCGAAGAGGAGGUUGAAAAUGUAUAUGGAUUAUUAUUAAACAUUAUAAAUGCUCAUCGACCUCGAAAAAAUCAAGUUAAAGGAACCAUUAAUCGACCUGUUGCAUUUGGAUGUUUUUGCUUUGCUCCGGUAAAUCAAAAUGGAAAUGGAUUCCAAUCAGGAUUUCAUGAUGGUCCAAGCAUGUUAGAAGAAGCGAUUAAUGGAACAUUAUUAAUGGCUGCAGCUGAUCAACGUGGAUGUGUCAUGUCUUUUGAUUUUGGUUCUAAUAAGUUUUGGCAGGUUGCUCGAUUAGGUAUAGCGGUUUCUACUAUUGCAUUUACUCCUUUGGUUCGAAGUGAAUUGGUUGUGGCAUUUACUGAUAAUUCUAUAAGAUGUUAUAAUAUUGAAACUCGUCAACUUAUUGCUGAAGCCAGAAGUCAUCGAAAUCCAGUUAAUUGGAUAUCAAUGCAUCCGAAACAACAUUGGGUUAUUACCAGUACAAAGUCGGAAGCGAUAUUGUGGGAUAUGGCAUACUGGUCUAAGCAAAAAGUAUUGGAUCAUAACAAAGAAGGUGCCACUUUAAGACGUGCUGCAUUCUCUCCGCAAGGAGAAUAUAUUAUUUCAAGUUUCUUUGAUGAGUCGAUAUGUAUUUGGGAUAGCGGAUCUUUUGAUUUGUUAUGGAAGUUACUUACCCCGACACGAAUAUCGGAUCAGUUACUAAGUUUUAGUAAUACGUUUGAUCAUGCAUGUAGAAUAACAACAAUGUCGAAAGAUGGUAGAAUAAUCUUAGUUGCUGGCAAAAAAACUAUACUUGUUUGGGAUUUUGAUACAAAAAAUUUAAUUCGAAAUAUAAGUCUUAAAUCUAUAAUUGAAGGUGAAAUUACGAAACUCGAACCGAUUCAUGAUGAUGCAGAUCUUUUAGUUUCUUCUUCAGAUGGGCGACUUCUGAUUAUUGACAUUUUUCAGAGUGAUUCUCAAAUUUAUCAUCUUAAUGUGCAACAUCCUAUUAAAUUUUUUGAAAUUUCUCCCGAUGGGAAAUUUAUCGUGACAAAUUCAAUCGAAGAAAAAGCAAUCUUAAAGAUUUGGGAUUUGGAAGUUUUAAUAUCUGAUACUCUUCAACACCAAUAUUAUGAUUUUUCUAUUUCGAAAAGUAUACAUCCAUUAAAAUACACCGAAUUUCGAAUACCGUCGUCGUCUAAUUUUAAUCUUCCUUCUCUCGGAGCCACUUCUGAAGAGGAAGAAAUCUCCGAAUUGUUUCUGGAUCAGGAACCUACAGUAAAAAAGGAUCCAAAGGCGAGAAAAGAGCUAAUUGAACCAACCAAUGUAUCUCCAGUGACUAUUCCAAUGACUAUUCCAGUUCCUCAAGAAACGAUAUCCACUAUUUCAAGGAGGUCUUCGAUAUCCUCUAUGGAAUCUAUAAAUUUGCAGGGAUUAUCCUCCGCUUCAAGGGAAGAGAGAAGAGAGAGAUUGAUUGAAAAAUUACAUCAAUUAGGAAGAUACCCUGAUAAGUAUAGAACACGCAUAUGGCGUAUAUUACUAGGUAUUCCUCAAAAUCAACAAGCUUUCAAAGAAAUAACUAGCAAAGGUGUAGAUCCCGCUAUUAAGGCUUUAUUGUCAAAAAAUCUUAAGUCGAGUGAUUCUAAACAACGAAAGAUUAUAGAUUUAUUGGAACAGUUUUUAUCAUCGUUGAUUAGAUUAGGAUAUGAUCGACGAAUAACAAUUGAAUGGAUAUUCCAUAUGAUAUAUCCAUUCGUAGAAUUGUUAUUUGAUACAAACGAAACUUUGUCGUUUGAAAUAAUUCUAAGUAUACUAUUUAAUUGGUAUCAACAUUAUUGGGACGAAUUUCCAAAUCCUUCAACCAAAAUUAUGAACGUUAUAAGUGUAUUAUUGGAAUAUUGGGACAAUGAACUAUAUACUCAUUUAUUGUCUUAUAAUAUAAAAAUUCAGGACUAUGCGUGGACAAUGAUUAAAUGCAGCUUUGCAAGAAUACUAACGAGAGAAGAUUGGUUAGAAUUAUGGGAUCAUUUAUUAUCAAAUGAUGAACCAUCAUUUAUGUAUUUUUUUCUAAUCGCUUAUAUAUUGAUAGCGAGGGAUGUUUUAUUGGGUAUGACUAGUAAGAGACAAGUUUCGGAAUUUUUUACCCGAGCAAAUAUUGUAAAUAUUUCUAAGGUUCUUGAAAUAUCUCAUAAAUUAGAAAAAGAGACGCCAUUGUCUAUAUCACCAAAAUUUGAUAUUGGUAGAUAUAAACCUUUAUCAAAAUAUGGUAAGGAAUAUAAAUUAGAUUAUAAUGCUAGUUUAACUUAUCAUAGAAAUCAACAAGAUGAUAUAAGAGAUUGGAUAUUGGAACAAGAAAAAGAAAUUAUAAAGAAAAGAACUGAAGGUUCCGGCAUUGUAAGACGAUUAUUUCCUUCAAAAGUAUAAUAUUUAAUGGACUUUGUGAGAUUUGAGAUAUUUGUACUGUAUAUAUUUGUUUUUUUAAAAGUUUUUGUUUAUAUUUUUGCUAGUAUAUAUAGAUCCCAUUUAUAUUUUUUUUUUUGACAACUCAUUCAUUGUUUUUGAAUGUUUGUAAUAUAUUUUUUCUUAAUAUAGAAGUAAAGAAUUUUACAAAAAGUUUAUGGUUAGUAAUUAAUUAAUUGAUUUAGAAAAUAGUAUAUCCACAAUAAUACUUUAAAGGUAAAAGUAAGAUGACUAUUUUUGGAGGAUACUGUAUGCAGUGGCCAACGGUAAUGAGACUAUGCAACUAUCUCAAUUUCAUGCUGUUUACAUUUAAUAAA